AUGCAGGAGCAGGUGACGAGCUCGCUGCUGUCGAGCAGCGAGAGGUCGUCGAGUUCGGCGGUGCAUCAGGUGAAAGAAGGUGAUGUCCCCCGCUACCACACCCCCCCGUUCCGGUUUCUCCGAUUUGGGUCGAGAAGUAGGGUUUUCGCCAUGGCUUGCCACGAGGAGAUCUUUCCUUGGACCUUUGAUCUUCUUUCGGCCCUUUGGAAAAUCUCCGGGACAGGUUUCCUUCCAUUUUAAGGAAUUGCUUCUUGCUCCAUUUCCUCCCUCCCUCCCUCCUUUCCUCCUUCUCUCUCUCCCUCUCUCUGUGUCUAAUUCACGCGUAGAUUUCUUCUCCCGCGAGAAUCUGUCAACUGGGUUUCGAUUCCGUCGCUGAUCUCUGAGAUAUCUGUUGCUGGAUAUCCCUUUUUUUUCUAUCAACGCAGGUAUAGAGAGCGACGACGAGAUCAGGAGGGUGCCGGAUUUCGGAGGAGAGCUGCCGGCGGGGACGUCCAUCUCCGGGAGGGAGGUGUCCUCGGCCGCCACGACGCAGCGGAGGCAGGCUGCCUCCUCCGAGGCUGGGCUGCAGCGAAAGAGGGGCAGAGAUCCCGCGGACAAGGAGCACAAACGCCUUAAGAGGUGAGAACCCUGCAAGUCCAUUCAAGGCCUGCAUCUUUUAGCAGAGGCUCCUCCCAAAAUCGUUCUCUCAAUCUCUCUCUCUCUCUCUCUCUCUCUCCCCUCCGGGGUGGCAGGCUGCUGAGGAACAGGGUGUCGGCGCAGCAGGCCCGAGAGAGGAAGAAGGCCUACCUGAACGACCUCGAGGCGAAGGUGAAGGAGCUCGAGAAGCGCAACUCGGAGCUGGAGGAGCGCCUCUCCACCCUUCAGAACGAGAACCAGAUGCUCAGACACGUACGUAAAAAGUCCCUCUGUCCCUCCCUGCUGGGUUGCCCCUCCGUAUGGUUCUCCGGCUGGGUCUUCGCCGCUAUGGCGAGAUCCACAAUGACAGCUGUACAAUCCCGUCUCAGUCAACUGGCCCACGCCCACUUGUCGAUGUCGUGUCCCGGAGAAUGUCCGGGAUCUGCUGGGGGGUGGGGGCCAUGACCACGCUGGUUUACUAUUUUCCCCCGCGGCUUCGUUUCCACUGCGCGGCGCCGCCCACCCCACGCUUAGGGCAGACGAUGCCACCCAAAACCUCGGGAGGGGCCUGCUAAUGGUGGGCGGGUACGUUCUGAUCUCUCACCUUCUCUGUUGUGUCGGCAGAUACUGAAGAAUACCUCAGUCGGCCGGAGGGGAUCCACGAGCAGCGCCAACGGGGAAGGCUCGGUCUGA
Spirodela intermedia is the source of this 1308-nucleotide messenger RNA. Lineage: Eukaryota; Viridiplantae; Streptophyta; Magnoliopsida; Alismatales; Araceae. The record is from the annotation of a GenBank genome assembly.